AUGUGGGCCAUGAAUGAUAUCUUGACUUCUACAGACUACAUAGCAGUCAUAGGCACCAGCGGCACAGCCGCUGCCAGCACGUUAGAGGGUUAUGCCACUGCAGCUGAGACCUGUCUUCUAUUCAUCAACGCGUGGAGUGGCGAAGGUAACGACCGAACAGAACUUUCCAAUACCGACCAAGACAAUAUGAUCCUGAAAGUGGCCAACAACUGCAACAACACUAUCGUCUCUGACAACACUAUCGUCUCUGUGACCACAGUGGGUGCCCGUCUUUUGGAUGCCUGGAUUGAGCAUCCCAAUGUCACGGCCGUUGUCUAUUCAUCACUUCUCGGUGAACAAUCAAGCCAGGCUAUCAUCAAUGUGCUUUAUGGUCAUGUAAAUCCUUCGGGUCGCCUCGCCCACACCAUCGCUAAAAAUGAGAACAAUUAUCCAGUCAAAGUCUGUCUCACCGCGGAGUGUGCUUUCACUGAAGUCGUGUACCUCGACUACAGGUACUUCGACAAACACAAAAUUUCCCCACGGUUCAAAUUCGGAUUUGGUCUUUCGUACACCAGCUUUGAGUACGCCGCAAUCCCAUCCAUCUCAUAUGUCAACGAAGCUGCGCUGGGACUUACAGCCCCUCAGGCUGCCUUGGCUCCUGGAGGUCAAUUAGACCUGUGGGAUACCGUGAUGCAUUUGCAGUUGCGGAUCAAAAACACCGGAAAUGUUGAUGGCGCCGAGGUCGCUCACCUAUACGUGGGUUUCCCCGACGAGGCCGAGCAACCUCCCCGUCAACUGCGCGGCUUUGAGAAGAUAUUCCUUCGCAAAGGAGAAUAUGACACCGUCAGCUUCAAUCUACGCCGUCGUGAUCUGAGCUAUUGGGAUGUAUACUCUCAGACCUGGGUCAUCGCCAAGGGAAGGUACACCUUUUGGGUUGGUUCAAGCAGUCGAGACCUGCGCAGCAACACCACUUACACCAUUUCCUAA
Messenger RNA from Penicillium expansum, 966 nucleotides. RefSeq names its product glycoside hydrolase family 3 C-terminal domain-containing protein. Gene Ontology annotation, molecular function: beta-glucosidase activity. Lineage: Eukaryota; Fungi; Ascomycota; Eurotiomycetes; Eurotiales; Aspergillaceae. The record is from RefSeq and is a predicted model, not a curated record. Gene Ontology annotation, biological process: glucan catabolic process. The transcript has a single exon. Bases 1 to 966 code for a protein of 321 amino acids.